CUCUAUCAGCGCGAGCCUGAGCACCGCUCAGUAAAGACAGAUAGAGUCAGGCGGCAGUAAGGGGUGGCUGUACGACCCUCUUUUGAGGGGGGUGCGAUUAAAACAAAUAUAUAUACACACAUAUACACGCCCAGGCCGCAAGAUAGGUCCUAUGUUGACAUUGUCUUUUUUUAGUAAGCAUAUAGUUAUAUCUCUGUAUUUCAAAAAUGCCUAUUUUACUUUUCCUGAUAGACACGUCCGCUUCUAUGAAUCAGCGCACUUAUUUGGGUACGACGUAUCUGGACAUUGCUAAAGGCGCGGUUGAGAUCUUUAUGAAGCUGCGCGCCCGAGACCCGGCUAGUAGAGGCGACAGGUACAUGCUAGUUACAUUUGAUGAGCCACCAUACGGAGUUAAGGCGGGGUGGAAGGAGAACCAUGCUACCUUCAUGAGCGAGCUGAAGAACCUUCAGGCCUCUGGCCUGACCACUCUGGGCCAGGCUCUCCGCACCGGCUUUGACCUGCUCAACCUCAACCGCCUUGUCUCUGGCAUCGACAACUAUGGGCAGGGACGGAACCCCUUCUUCCUGGAGCCAUCUGUGAUCAUUACCAUCACGGAUGGAAACAAGCUGACACACAACUCUGGGGUGCCAGAUGAGCUGCACCUCCCCCUGAACUCCCCCCUGCCAGGCAGCGAGCUGACCAAGGAGCCGUUCCGCUGGGACCAACGCCUUUUCGCCCUGGUGCUCCGCCUGUCGGGAGCAGCCACCCCAGAUAGCGAGCAGCUGGGCAGUGUACCCACGGACGAUUCAGCCAUCACGCAGAUGUGCGAGGUCACGGGAGGACGGUCGUACUGUGUGAAGACCCAGCGGAUGCUGAACCAGUGCCUGGAAUCCCUGGUCCAGAAGGUUCUCAGUGGCGUUGUCAUCAAUUUUGAAAAGACGGGUCCAGAUCCCCCCAUUGUUGGCGAAGACGGCCCACUGGAUCCUACUCGGCCUGCACCCAGCCUAGGACCACAGCCCUGGCACAGCUGCCACAAGCUGAUUUAUGUGCGGCCCAACCCCAAGACCGGGGUACCUGUGGGCCACUGGCCCAUCCCGGAGUCCUUCUGGCCUGACCAGAACUCGCCAGCCCUGCCCCCACGCACAGCCCACCCUGUGGUGCGCUUCUCCUGUGUGGACUGCGAGCCCAUGGUGAUCGACAAGCUGCCUUUUGACAAGUAUGAGCUGGAGCCCUCACCCCUGACCCAAUACAUCCUGGAAAGGAAGACCCCACAUGUGUGCUGGCAGGUGUUUGUGAACAGCAGUGGGAAGCACACGGACCUGGGCCAGCCUUUCGGGUAUCUGAAAGCCAGCACGACGCUCACCUGCGUCAACCUCUUUGUCAUGCCGUACAACUACCCUGUCCUACUGCCGCUUCUGGACGACCUGUUUAAGGUGCACAAGCUAAAGCCCAACAUAAAGUGGCGACAGGCCUUCGAGAUAUAUCUGAAGACCAUGCCCCCAUACUUCCUCCUGCCACUUAAGAAGGCGCUGAGGAUGAUGGGAGCGCCCAAUCUCAUCUCUGACAAUGUGGACUGUGGCCUCAGCUACAGUGUCAUUUCCUACCUGAAGAAGCUCAGCCAGCAGGCUAAAAUCGAGUCAGACCGCCUGAUUGUGUCGGUGGGAAAGAGGCCCCCCCAGGAGACAGGAAUCAAGGUGCGGAACCACUCGAGUGCACUGUCCCUGGCCCAGAGGUGUGACUUCCAGCAGCUGCUGCAGGCUGUCAGCGGGGAGGCUCCACUGCGCUUGGUUGACUUCAACCUCAAGGAGUUUGCAGGCUUCCAGGUGGCCCUGCUCAACAAGGACCUGAAACCCCAGGCAUUCCGGAACGCCUAUGACAUUCCCCGGCGGAACCUUCUGGACCAGCUGACCCGCAUGCGCUCCAACCUGCUACGUCAAACACAGAAGCUCCUCCGGGGGCAGGAUGAAGAUUACAUGCAUAGCAUCCCCGUGGCCCAAAUGGGCAACUAUCAGGAGUACCUGAAAAUGAUGCCGGCCCCCCUGCGGGAAAUCGACCCUGACCAGCCCAAACGCCUGCACACGUUUGGGAACCCCUUCAAGCAAGACAAGAAGGGGAUGAUGAUUGACGAGGCGGACGAGUUUGUGGCGGGCCCUCAGAACAAGAAGAGGGGGAACACCGGGGACCCAAACUUGGGGGGCAUGCCGAAGAGGAGGCGGAGCAUGUCGCCGCUGUUGAGGCGGCCGCAGACUCCACCCGCCGUCCCCAACCACGUCUUGGGGAAAGGGCCCGCGGGAAAAGGUGUCCCGGGCCAGACUGGCCUCAUCAAACCCAUCUCUUCACCCAAAGGAGUGGAGGGGAACAGCAUUCCAGGUGCAGAGAGCAAUGGGGAGGAGGCACAAGGUGUGGAUUUGGGUGAUGGGUGGUCCGAGGGCCUGGACGGCCUGGGAGGGGCCACACUGGAGGAGCGGGUGGGAUCAGGUGCAAGUGAGAUGGGGGACCCGGCGGGGCUUGAGGACGGCUUGGACGAGAGCCCCCCCUCUGAUCAUGUGGAGAACUGCGAGGACCUGACUCUCCCCAACCAACUGGGGGUACUGGGGGAAGGGGACACGGCUGUGCCGAGGGCAGUAUUCAUACUACCCCUAGAGGGCAGCAAUGCUGAGCUCCGCACACGGGUCAUUAAGGAGGUCCGGAAGCCAGGCCGCAAUUAUGAGUCGAUUUUCCGGCUUCUGGAGGAAGUGAAAGGGCCCGUAGAGGUCCGGGAGUAUUUCAUCCGUCACGCCAUCAACGAGGCUGCCAGGUUUAAAAAGCGGGUCUUGAUCCAGCAGUUGGAGACAGCCCUAGAGGUGAUGGAGCAACGCCAGCCACUAUCUGCCCUGCCUGCUCGCGUCAACAACGUCCACGGCAGAUAGUCAGCGAGGGCCCGCAGGGAGCGAGACAUGGAGGACACGUGGCAGAAAAACUAAUGGAGUAGCACAUGCGUGGGGGGAGGGUGGUGCAGACCAGCCGAGCGGGUGUGGAACUAAGAGGAUGACCCACCCCAGCGGUGCACUCCCCCCCACCACCAGAGAGGGCGCUUCAGUCCAGCACAGUGAAAAGGAAAAAAAUGGAAGGGGAAACGAAAGCACAUCUUUGGGCCCACCUCCUUCAGGCAGUGGUCACCCCUCAGGCUUACCACUUGGGUUGGGGUUGAAGGCCCGAGCAUCUGGCUUAGGAACCUCCAGGCACACGUAUCCGGAAGCUGUGGGUCUACCGCAUAGGGCAAGGCAAGUCACAUGACCAGCUCAUAACCUGCUCCCAGGGAGUCUCUGGGUAUUUAUUUUCCUCAUUCAAAUGCGUCUUAGGGCGGUAGAUGUGUCACGCUGCUCAGUGAACAUGGGCAACCCAUCAGACUGUUCCCAAAGGAACAGGAAACACCCUCUGCUCUUCAGUCGCCCCCUAUAGGCCAUAGUUAAGAAGCUCAUGGCUGACUCAUGGGGGCGCUGUCCAGGAGGGCAGGCACAGACAUGUGGGUCUAGUCCCAGUGUUCACAUGAGCAAGCAUAUCUACCUCAGCUCUUCCAUGUGACCUUUUUUUUCUUCCUGACCGCAGUACAUUUGUAACCAUGUCACUUUAAAACACCUUUUUAAUGACUGUCCAGGCAGACAUACCAACAUUUUUAGAAGCAAUAUAUGCCUGUUUUUCCCCCAUCUGCCAGCCACGUGGGAGGUGUGUCGCUGAUUCAGCAUAAAUUUCAGUCCCCCCCCUCCCUCCACCCAAGGCCACCCUCAUCGUCACCAUGUCAGACCACUGUACCCAGAAUGCCUUGCCCCAACCCCAGCUACCGGCUCACCUUCAGGAUGACUCCAAGCGUGCCGAGGAAGCCCCUGCCGCUUUUCCUGUUCCACUUCAUUUUUUUUUUUUUUAAAGAAAGAUGUAUACUACUUUUUAAUGUUCAUACAUGAAAAAGAGAUUAUUUUUGGACAGUAUUCUUACCAGAGCAUAAAAUGAAAAUAUUUUAAAAGAACAUUUUGUAAACUAUAUAUUAAAUGGAACCUUUUAAGAUUUUUUUAAAGAAUGAAAAAUAAACUCCUGAAAAGGAA
Molecule: messenger RNA, 4058 nt
Organism: Paramormyrops kingsleyae
Lineage: Eukaryota; Metazoa; Chordata; Actinopteri; Osteoglossiformes; Mormyridae
Gene: ints6l
Product: integrator complex subunit 6 like
Biological process (GO): snRNA 3'-end processing
Cellular component (GO): integrator complex
Source: RefSeq, a predicted model, not a curated record